UACUUUAGUUCAGUUAACAAAUUUUGUGAAUUUUUGCAUAUGAAUAGUGUUAAAUUAGCUUUUUUUGUUAAAUUAAAUAAUUUUUUAAGCACUUUGAACUUCUAAAUUCAUAUUAGUUUGCAUAAUUUUUAAAAAUAAAAGUUGUUCAGAUUAAAAAUCUCAAUGGAUACAAUAAACACUGCCAAGAGAGCAAAAAUAUCAGAAAAAUGCGAAAAUAUCAUGGAUUUAAACGACGAUUGUUGGUUAUGUAUUUUACGAUUUUUUGAAAUUCUGGAGUUAAUGGAACUUCGCGGGAUUUGUUGUCGUUUAGACCAUUUGAUUUUACAAAGUUGUAAAAGUUUCGGAACUCUGAUCUUUAAAGAUUUGCCAGAAACUUUGAAAGCAAAAUUCAUGGAAGUUCUCCAGUUCUUAGGUCCAGCUGUAAAAUCUCUUAGUAUGAGAGGUUUUGAUGAAAGUUACCUAAAUGUUGAACCUUCAGUGAUUUUAGAAUGGAUUGAUACUCAUUGCAUUAACUUGGAGACGUUUUUCAAUUCAAGUAUCGAUCUUCGUGAAUCCACAGCGAUCCAAAGGUUUUCAUCGCUGGUCAAACGUUUGAAAUCUUUAACCUUGUCAAACAUGUGCGAUGAUAGUUUGAGUAACUGUUUCGUAGAUACUUCACUUGACAAAUUAGAGGUUAUAGAUAAUGAAAAUGUCACUGAAAACUUUUUCAAACAUGUUUCGAAUUUGAAAUCUUUAAAAAUAUUUCUCUGCGAUAAGAUAUCACCGAACUCCUGCAUAGAAGUCUUAAGAAACAACUUAAAGGUACAAACUUUGUCAGUUUGUUUCUAUGACCCAACUAUUGAAGGCAACGACACCUUGUUGAGCUUCAUUACAAGCAAUCUGCACGAAAUUGAAGAUCUUGAGUUCGGUUCACUUUAUAAAAACACUUAUCGUUUAGCUGAAUUGCCAAAGUUAAGGAAGAUGGCUAUUGGACAAACAAAAAGUGAAGUUACAGUGGAAAUAACCCAAGAGAUAAAUAGUUUAAUCGAAAAACUGAGUCAAAAGAAUAUCAUUGAAGAUCUUUCGAUCAAUGGCAUUGAAGGUCACUUAAAUAUGGAUUUCCUCUGCCAACUGACCAACUUGAAGAAAUUAUUUUUAAAUGGAGGAGAAGCUCUUACCGAUGCUGAAAUGAAAAAACUGCAAAAGCUUCCAAAUCUUGAAAGUUUAACACUUUGGGAAGUUGAGAAUCUUUCAUCAAUUCUCACUUUGAUAAAAAAUUCACAAAAACUUCAACAUUUUGAAAUCGAAUGCAAUAACAUAAAUGUUGAAUUCGUUGACCAGUUGAUUCAGCUAUUGAUCCAUGAAGAACGCCCAAAAUUAACAUUUGUUGUUCCUUUUAUUUUUAUUGGUCAACAAUCUGAGAGGCAUAACCAACUGCUAGUAGACAAUAAAAACAUCAUUAACCUUGUUACUUAUUCUUCCGAUAUUGAUGAUCAAUAUUCCAUAAAUGAAGAAGAACUGUAAAUUCAUAAAUUCAAAGUUACACUAUAAAGAAAUCAAUAAAAGAUCUUUCAAUUUAUCGUUCAACGUUUUUUUUUUUUAAU
This is a messenger RNA of Culicoides brevitarsis, 1583 nucleotides long. RefSeq lists its product as uncharacterized. The transcript is spliced from 3 exons. Bases 163 to 1503 code for a protein of 446 amino acids. The record is from RefSeq and is a predicted model, not a curated record. NCBI's taxonomy places the organism in Eukaryota, Metazoa, Arthropoda, Insecta, Diptera, Ceratopogonidae.